GGAGAAGAAAUGCUUGCCUUCGAGUCCUCCAGCUUUAUCUCGAUGCCCAAUCCGCCAAGCCCAGCACCAAAGCAGGCUUCCGAGGACGUCUCGAGUAGUCGGGUUCCAUUCGACAUGUCGACGGAUUCUGCCCGCGUGGCCGUGAUUGGCGCUGGCCCGGCCGGCCUGGCCGCCAUCAAGUCGCUCCAGGAGGAGGGGUUUCAGGUCACCGGCUUCGAGCGCCGCCCCGACGUGGGCGGCCUUUGGGCCUUCUCCGACGUCCCCAACUACACCUCGGCGACCAAGGACACCCGGUACCAGAUGAGCAAGUUCAUUUCGUGCUUUACGGACUUUCCGUUCCCUGAUGACUUCCCCAGAUUCCCCAUGGCGGAGGACAUGGCAAGCUACUACCAGUCUUACGCCCAACACUUCGGCCUGAUGGACAGGAUACGGUUCGGCGCGGUCGUGAGGUCGGUCCGGCGCAGCAGCGACGAUACGGCCUGGCUGCUGGACGUCGAAGGGGAGGCGGAGCCUCUGUCAUUCGACAAGGUCUUGGUGGCGGCCGGCACCGAGACCGUACCCAAGCCACUCCCGGAAUUUGAAGGCCGGGAGCUGUUUGAGGGCAAGGUCAUCCACUCACAGGCAUACAAACGGCCGAAGGAUUUCCAGGGUCUGAACGUCGUGGUCGUCGGGCAGGGCAACACUGCGUGCGACUGCGCUGUGGAACUUGCCUCGCACGCUCGAGGCGUCUACCUAGCGCACCGACGGCGCGCGGUCGUGAUCCCGCGCAACGUGGACGGGCAGCGCUACGACCGCUCGCUGACCUGGCGCAUGGCGCGCAUCAGCGUCUGGCUGCAGGCGCACAUGCCCGCGGUGCACCGCCGCCUGAUGUGCCUGCAGCUCUCGGGCGUCGCGCGCAAGGCGUGGGGCGGCAGCAGGGCCGGCGAGGAUGCGCUGCUGGGCGUCACGCCGGCGCUGGCGACCAACAUCGCGAGCCUGGUCGUCAACGACGACCUGGUGCCGCUGCUGCGCGGUGGGGGCAUUACGGCCACGCGCGCGCUAAAGAGGUUCGUCGGGCCACGGGAGCUGGAGAUGGAGGACGGGCGGGUUGUGCGGGAUGUGGAUGCCGUUAUUGUGUGCACGGGUUACACCUCGUCGCUCGGGGUGUUGGCGCCGGGGGUGCUUGAGUACGACGACGACGACGAGGACGGCGACGAGUCGACCCCGUGCUCGGAUGAGGAGGAUUAUGCAAUAGGUGCAAAACAAGCGCACCCAGCGCCGAGGGUCCCGCGGCUGUACCGCAACAUCUUCCCGCCGCGGUGGGCGGACUCGCUGGCCUGCCUCAACUACCUGGUCCUGAUCCACGCGGCGGUGCAGCGCGAGGUGGCGGGCAUGGCGGUGGCGCAGGUGUGGGCGGGCAAGGCGGCGCUGCCGCCGCGGGCCGAGAUGGAGGCGCAAGCGGACGCCCAGGCGCGCGGCUACCGGGCGGCGCGGCGGCGGCGUCGCCCCCAGAUCGCGCAGCCAGAGGGCCUGGUGGUGGACCCGCACUCGUGGCUCCGCUGGGUGGACGAGGCCGCCGGCUCGGGCGUGUACGCGUCGCUCGGCUGGACGUGGCGCGGCCUCCUGUUUUUCGUGCGCGAGCCCAGGCUGUGGCUGCUGGCGGCCUGGGGCGUCAACUCGCCGCACAUCUACCGCUUUUUCGAGACAGGCAAGCGGAGGGCGUGGGACGGCGCCCGGGAGGCAAUCCUACACGUCAACGAGCAGAGCGCGGCCGACGCGAGGCUCGGGGCAGCGGGAGCGCACGCGACGGCGGCGCCAAGUUAGGUUGGGAUGUUCCCUCUUGCAUCUGCCAAGGAAAGGCGGGUCUUCCCCCCUGUCUGUGACCCACAAUUACCUAGUCCAACGGCUCCGGUUUUGAUAAGCUGUGGUUGGUUGGGGACAGCCAGGCAGUUCGUUUGUCCGGCAGUGGCGGCGCGGCAGCGCGGCAGCGCGGCUGUACCCGCAAACGAGGCAUUUCACUUUGGAGGGCAAUACCGCAUCUUUAGC
Gaeumannomyces tritici R3-111a-1 is the source of this 2025-nucleotide messenger RNA. RefSeq names its product flavin containing monooxygenase 9. The transcript has 6 exons. Lineage: Eukaryota; Fungi; Ascomycota; Sordariomycetes; Magnaporthales; Magnaporthaceae. The coding region runs from base 10 to 1803 and encodes 597 amino acids. Gene Ontology annotation, molecular function: NADP binding; N,N-dimethylaniline monooxygenase activity; flavin adenine dinucleotide binding. The record is from RefSeq and is a predicted model, not a curated record.